Theobroma cacao (cacao) is the source of this 2226-nucleotide messenger RNA. NCBI's taxonomy places the organism in Eukaryota, Viridiplantae, Streptophyta, Magnoliopsida, Malvales, Malvaceae. The record is from RefSeq and is a predicted model, not a curated record.
GUUUUGUUCCUCCAUUUAUUGUUUUCCUUCUCUGGCUUUCUUUCUCAUUUCACAGCUGCUUUUUCCAUCUACGAUUCAUCUGAAUUCUAUUUGCUUCAAGAUAUGUAGUCAGUCAGUGGCAAUAAAUAUCAUUUCACACAAAUUGUGUUCUCUUCUGUUUCUUUCUUUCCUUUUCCUUCCCCUUGUUCACCACCUCAAAAAUUCAUGGCUGAAACCUUUGCCUUUAACAUUGUAGAAAAUGUAGUUCAGAAACUAGCCACUGUUGCUCAUCAAGAAAUUUCUCUAGCUUGGGGUGUCCAAUCCGACUUUCAAAGGCUUAAUGACAUAUUGACCACUGUCAAAGAUGUGCUCUUAGAUGCUGAAGAAAACCAAGCUCAUACUAAUCAGCUGCGGAAUUGGUUGCAAAAGCUGACGGAUGCCUGUUAUGAUGCAGAAGAUGUGUUGGAUGAAUUUGAAAUCGAAGCGUUGCGGAAGCAAGUUCUGAAACAGAGGAACAUCGGAAAGAAGGUAAGUCAUUUCUUUUCAAGCUCAAACCCACUUGCUUUUCGAUUUAGGAUGGCCCAAAAGAUUAAAAAAGUUACCCUGAGAUUUGGUGAGAUUGCUGCUUUGAAAGCUAAUUUUCAUCUCGCUGAAAGACAUUAUGACACUAGGCAUGUUGUUAUGGGCCCGGACAGGGAGACCCACUCUUUUGUGCAAGCAGCGGAUAUCAUCGGUAGAGAUGAGGACAAAGAAAAAAUCAUAAAAGCUUUGAUGCAAGACCCACCUGAUGGGGAAAACAUAUCUGUCCUUCCUGUAGUUGGAAUUGGAGGCCUCGGAAAGACCGCCCUUGCAAAAUUGCUGCUCAAUGAUGAAAUCAUAGAUGGGGAAUUUCAGUUGAAAAUAUGGGUGUGUGUUUCAGAUGAUUUUCAUUUGAAACGAUUAAUUAUGAAAAUUAUUAAAGCGGCAAAAAAGGUCAACGAAGAUUGGAGUAACAUGGAUUUAGAUCAAUUACAAAAGGUCUUACGAGACUGUUUAGAUGGGAAAAAAUAUUUACUCAUUCUAGAUGAUUUGUGGAACGAAGAUGAUCAUAAAUGGAAUGAAUUGAAACAGUUUCUUGUGGGAGGAGGUAGGGGAAGCAAAAUUGUAGUCACCACUCGUAGUAGCCGAGUUGCAGAGAUCAUGGGCACUAUCCCAACACACAAUUUAGAAGGUCUUCCAGAAAAGGAAGCUUUGUCUUUGUUUCUCCAAUUUGCAUUCAAGAAAAGGGAAACGAAUCAAUACUCAAACCUGGUAAAAAUUGGGAAAGAGAUAGUUAAAAGUUGCACUGGAAUUCCUUUGGUUUUGAAGACACUUGGGAGCUUACUUCUUGGCAAAACUUCAGAAUAUGAUUGGAAACUUGUGAGAGAUAGUGAAAUGUGGAAAGUAAUGCAAAAGGAAAACAACGUUUUUCCUGUUUUGAAAUUGAGUUAUGAUCAAUUGCCUCCAUAUUUAAAGUUAUGUUUUGCUCAUCUUUCAGUCUUUCCAAAGGAUUAUGAAUUUAAUUACAUGGAGUUGAUCCAUUUUUGGAUGGCUCAUGAUUUGCUUCAAUCCUCCAAUGAAAAUGAUGACCCAAUAGAUAUUGGUUGUCGUUAUUUGAAUGAUCUAUCAUCAAUGUCUUUUUUUCAAGAUUUUGAUAAAAGUUUGUCUAGACAAUAUUUUUUUAAAAUGCAUGAUCUUCUACAUGAUCUUGCAGUAUUAGUGGCGAAGAAUAGGUGCUCCACGAUAAACUCUUUCAAACAAAUUAUUACCCCAGGAAUUCGACAUUUAUGCCUUGAAAACUCUGAUUUUCUUGAGAAAAACUCUUGUGACUUCUUUGAUAUUGAUAAAUUAUGUCAUCUGCACACAUUUCGUUUUGAAAAUAUGAAAGCAGAUGCCAACAGUGAAUCAUUUAUCGAAAAAUGUCUUUCAAGGUUUCAAAAGUUGCGAGUGCUUACUCUACAAGGGUCUAGUCUUGAGGUAGUGCCCAAAAGGAUUAGUGGUUUGAAGCAUUUAAGAUAUCUCGAAUUAAGCAGCAACUCCAAUAUCAAGAAACUUCCAAAUUUCAUAUGUAAGUUACCGUGCUUGCAAACUCUGCUUCUCAUUCAAGCAGGAAUUGAAGAGUUGCCCAGCAAUAUGAGAUACAUGAUUAGUCUCAGAAUGUUAUCAAUAAGUACAAAGCAGAAAGUUCUAUCCAAGAGUGGACUUGAGUACUUGAAAUCUCUUCGUUGA